This is a messenger RNA of Tachysurus fulvidraco (yellow catfish), 1087 nucleotides long. Its product is annotated as membrane-spanning 4-domains subfamily A member 12-like. The transcript is spliced from 7 exons. The record is from RefSeq and is a predicted model, not a curated record. Gene Ontology annotation, cellular component: membrane. Bases 260 to 850 code for a protein of 196 amino acids. Lineage: Eukaryota; Metazoa; Chordata; Actinopteri; Siluriformes; Bagridae.
GUAACUUCACUAGAUCAUGGUUUAGUAAUAUUUAAAUCAGUAUACUGCGUGAUUUUUACAACAUCACCGCAAAAACCUUCUGGGUUCCUAUUAGGAAUCAGCCACCAGCCACCAGCCACCAACCACCAAUAAAACUACCAACACAGGGGUCAGUGCCUCACAGCGAAGAACAGUGAAGAACAGUGAAGCUGCAGCAAAGCAAAAGCCCAAGAAAAUUAUUUCAUUACAAGGUUUACUGGAUCUCUUCAGCUCAGUGAAAAUGCCGCUACCUGCUAUCAAAACAGACUCGAAGUCACCCGGGAUUGUCCAGAUGAUGAUCGGAGUUGUGAUACUUUCAUUCGGUUUUCUGUUAAACAAUGUUCCGUUAAACAAUGUUCCGUUAAACAAUGUUAAGUUAGGCGAUGUUUCGUUUACAGAUUUUUUCUUUCCGCCUAACAAGCUUCAGCCUGACAAUGUUCAGCCUACCAGUGUUCAGCCUUUGUGUGUCCGUUCCAAGGCUAUGUACUGGGGGUCAAUUUGUUUUCUCAUCGCUGGUUCUCUGUCGGUUGCUGCUAUGAAUUAUCGUAAUCCCUUCGUGGUGAAAUCCACGCUGGUGAUGAACCUUCUCAGUGCUCUGGCUGCAGUUCUAGUCAUCAUUAUGUUGUCUGUUGAUCUGAAGGACUGGAAAUCAGAAAUGUCUUUAAUACUCAACUAUGUAGGUCAACUGUGUAGGCUCAGCAAUGGCUGUCCUGAGUUAAGCAUAUUAGAGGCAAUACAAGGAACAUUCAUAGUGCCCCUGGCUUUCUCUAUACUUGAGGUCUGCAUGGCCAUCUGGACGUUUGUACUUCUGUGGAAAUCCAGAAACAACUAACGCUAUGGUCACACCUUAGGUGAAGGAUUGACAAUCUACACGAGGAAAACGUCGACUCGCCUCAAUGCGUCUGCAGAGCUUUGUUUUCUAUGUUGCAUGAUUUUUUCACAUAUAUUCUUUACUGAUUUGAGAUAAUAAAUGCACUUCAUGUGUAUCACUGCAUCGCUUAGCAGCUGUCACAUGUCCUGAUUUUAUUGCUUUAUUGUUUUUAAAAUGAAAUAAAUAGAAUAAAACACA